Cuscuta campestris is the source of this 2411-nucleotide messenger RNA. Lineage: Eukaryota; Viridiplantae; Streptophyta; Magnoliopsida; Solanales; Convolvulaceae. The record is from the annotation of a GenBank genome assembly.
CCCCCCCCCAGCAUGAAUGGGAUGAGCAGGUCUAGCCACCAGUUUCUUUGGUGUGCUUUUUCUUUUUCAACCAAUGGCCAACUCAAAAGGAUCUUUUCCAGAUAUUGGAGAAGCUAAUGACGCAUAUGUCAACGGAAACUAUCAUAUUUAUGCAGUUUUCGCUGGUCUAAGCUCAUCUGUUGCUGCUGGAAUCAGCUACUGCCUUAUAAGGGCAGGAGCUAAAAAAACGGAUCAACCAGUGCUCACGGUUUUCUCAUUUGGUCUGUUUGCAAGCCCUGCUGCUGGAAUUUGUACCUUCGCCUUCGAAAACUUUGUGCUUCCCAGUUGCUAUUCUCUGCUACUUAUGACUGUACUUGGUGUGCUGGCUUUCUUCGCUGAGAUAACUCUAGCGAGAGGACUUCAGCUUGAGAAAACCAGCAGAGCUGUCAAUGUACUCUAUCUUGAGGCAGCUCUCUCACAGUUGUUACGAAUGGGUUAUUCAAGAAUUGCAUCGCUUGGUAGCGUAGUUGGGUGUUCACUGAUUUUGUUUUCAACUAGUUUCACGAUGUUGUAUUGCGGGCAUGAUUGAGUCUGCUGAACAAGCAAUGCACUUACGGACAGGUCUCAACUCCAAGGUGAUAUUCUUUGUUGUAUUGAUUCUUGAUUGAUUCAAUGCAUAAUGUGCAUCUGGAUGCAUUCAUUUGUGUAAACUCUUCCAACAGCAUCCAAGAAACUUCAAAAUUAGUGUCAAUGGUUUGUAUGAGAUGGGGAUGUGAUUUCUUUUUCGUUUGCUCAGCUUAGAUUUAUCAUUCAUAAAGCUGGCUGAGUGUUGGGUUUUUGUUAGAUGCCAAAAAUGCCCACUUCACCAAAUGUGGUGAACGUGGCUUGCAUUAUUCUAAUCAAUUCCCAACUGAAGCAACUCUAUUUACAUGCUUACAAACUGAACCAAUUGAACCUAACUUGUAAAAAAUAAUUACUCUCUUCAGUAAAUGCACCAUAUUUUUCCUUUAUUGCAAGGUCCUAGUGACAUGGUAAAUACAUUUUCUAAGUAUAAAAUAUUAUAGGCAAUCCUUUCAUCUGGUGUGAAGAUAUGGCGGCCUGUAGGAGAUGCAAGCAUGAUUUGUCCUUCUUCAUCAUCCGAAGAGGAUUCUCAAGACUACGAAGUUGAAUGGAACAUCAAUGGAACGUGCAAGAAACCAACUACUACUUCACCAAAUCAUUAACAAUUAAAUGUAGAACUAAAAUAAAAAAAAUUACCAACGUUUAAAAUUUUCAUAAAUCAAAGAGUAACAUUUGGAAUAUUAAUAAUAGAGAAAGAUGGGGAGAAGCCUCAGAUAGUCGAUCGGACAUCACAGUAAAUUUCAGACGGUAAUUCCAGAAUGAGUAUAAAUUAAUCCUCAUCGGCUUUCUCCAAUCAAAUGUUGCAAAACUGGUAAAUAAAUAUCUAAUCACGAAAUGUUAUCGCACGAAACGGCUCUACAGAGGAAUAGAAUAUAUCCAUCAGUAGUUUCCUAUAUAAUGCGAAAGCCCUUUGAUUUUGGUUCGUUCGUAGCAUCGCCGGUCAAUGCUGGGAGAAGCUACCGGCGACGUGGCACGAACCCUUCUAAUUCACAUAAAAUAGAAUACAUCCAUCAGUUGUUUUUUAUUCCAUACCAAUAAUUUAAAAAUAACUUAAAUCAAAUAUUAUAAAGCGCAACAAAAACUUUAUUUUUUAAACAAAGGAUGUCAAAGUUAUCAAGAAAUAAGAAAAAAAUAUAACCAAUUAUGGGACAUAAAAAAAAAGGUUACAAAUCAAUAAAAUUUCAUAAAAGUCCAGUAAUAAAAUACAGUAUGAAUAUAGGAAAUUAGAGAAGGAUGGAGAGAAGCCUCAGAUAGUCGAUCUAUCUUCACAGUAAAUUUCAGACGGUAAUUCCAGAAAUAGUAUAACGAAUCCUCAUAGGCCUUCUCCGAUCAAAUCAUACAAAAAUUUGUAAAUAAAUAUCAAAUCAAGAGAUGUUAUCGCACAGACGGCUCUACAGAGGAAUAGAAUAUAUCCAUCCAUAGCUUCCUAUAUAAUGCGAAAACACUUUGGUUUCGGUUCGUUCGUAGCAUCGCCGGUCAAUGCUCGUAAAAGCUACCGGCGACGUGGCACGAACCCUUCUAAUUCACAUCAGAGGCGAAACCGGUACAAAAAGAGGCAUAGAUUAAAAAUAAAAACCUCAGAGACCCUUCCCAAAUCACGCACAGCGGCAGUGGAGGGCGGCGAAUAGGACAUACCGAAAAGAGUACCAAACAAUUUAAGGCGGGGGAGGGGAUACGCCGCCGGGAACCACCGCCGCGGUUUGGAGUGUCAUACGGCACUUCCUAUCUAUUUUUUGGGAAUUCUUCCUCAUCGGUGUAAUCAAAACAAGCACAAAAUCGAAACCCAAAACCCCAAUGAGAAGAUCUGGUUC